Thlaspi arvense is the source of this 1857-nucleotide messenger RNA. Lineage: Eukaryota; Viridiplantae; Streptophyta; Magnoliopsida; Brassicales; Brassicaceae. The record is from the annotation of a GenBank genome assembly.
AUGAUUUCAAUGAUCGGCACAUGUUAUUAUAUAUGUGCCACAUGUGAUAGAAAGUUCCACAAAGAAUGCAUAGAGUGUCCACUUGAGAUCCAACACCCUUCUUACCCUUUUCUAUCUCUCAAACUUCAUCACUUUUAUCCUAGUGACGAUGAGAGUGUCAACAAGUGGCAGUGCUUCUGUUGUCAAGAAACCAUCUUACAACAACUUUAUUAUUGCCCUACCAACAAGUUAAUUAUGGAUCCAGUUUGUGCGAUGAAGCCAAUACCCAUUUUUAUAGACCAUCCAAAAAGGCAUCUUCACACUCUCACCAUUUUCCCUAAACAAAAUUUCUUACCGUGUGGCGUUUGUGGCCUUAUUAGAGAACAUUCUCCCACCUAUAUUAUCUCUCGUCACCACCACCGUAUCUCCACCUCCUCUCUUCCUUCCGGAAAAUGGUCUUGCGGAGUGUGUCGUCGAAAGGUCGACAACAAUUAUGGCGCCUACUCUUGCAAUAAGUGUGAUGAUUAUUUUGUUCAUACAAAAUGCGCACUGCAAGAAGACUUAUGGGAUGGGAAAGAACUAGAGGGAACACCUGAAGAACCUGAGAUAGUUGUUGAGCCAUUUGAGAGGAUAAGUGAUGGAAUAAUACUCCAUUUUGCUCAUGGCCAUCAUAUGAGACUCCAGAUCAGUGGAGCUUACAAUGAAGGAAAGUUUUGUCAAGCGUGCAGCCUUCCAAUCUACGAGGGUAGCUAUUAUUCGUGUAUGCGUCGUCGAUGCGACUUCAUCCUCCACGAAGCAUGUGCCAAUGCGCCUCGCAAGAAACACCAUGCCUUGCACGCUCGCCCACUUACACUAAAGGUUGGCGAUAUAGGUUACUUCUUCUGCAGUGCUUGUAAACGUCAAAGUUGUGGUUUCGUCUACGAGGAUCCUGAAAUAAAUUGGGGUUUCAAAUUAGACUUACAGUGUGCUUCAAUCUCUGAACCAUUUCAAUAUGAAAGCCAUAAGCAUCCCUUGUUUUUAGCUUUAACGCCGGAAGAGGAAAAAUCAGCAAUAUGUCAAGUAUGCCAAGAAGAGGGUGACGAAUAUAAUGAGUGGGGGAAACUAACUUGCAUCGAAUGCAAUUAUAUCAUAUGUUUCAGAUGUGCUACUUUACCGUACAAGGCAAGGUAUAAACAUGACAAACAUUUCCUCAUAUUUCGGAAAAAGGAAGAGGGAAAUGAUGAGCAAGGCUGGUGUGAUAUAUGCGAAAGCAAAAUAGUAUAUUCAAGAAAGGGAGGUUUCUAUUCAUGCGAUGGCUACUGCUCCACCACUGUUCAUGUUGAUUGUCUUCUUGGGAAUGACCCGUAUAUGAAACCUGGUCAGUUCAAUUAUUGGGGAAGAGAUGUUCUUAUUCUCCACAACAAGACCAUGUCUCGGCCAUUUUGCCAUGGUAAAGAGCACUGUUGUGAAGAUAAAAUCAUCGAAUGCAAUUAUAUCAUAUGUUUUACAUGUGCUACAUUACCGUAUAAGGCAAGGUAUAAGCAUGACAAACAUUUCCUAAUAUUUCGGAAAAAGAAAGCGGGAAAUGAUGAGCAAGGCUGGUGUGAUACAUGCGAAAGUAAAAUAGUAUAUUCAAGAAAGGGAGGGUUCUAUUCUUGCGAUGACUACUGCUCCACCACUGUUCAUGUUCAUUGUCUGCUUGGGAAUCACCCGUAUUUGAAACCUGGUCAGAUCACGUAUUUAUUGGGGCGAGAGGUUCGUAUUCUUCACAACAAUACCGUGUCUCGGCCAUUUUGCUAUGGUACAGAGCACCGUUGUGAAGAUAAAGUAGUUUUCAAACUUAGUAACAUGACACUUUGUUAUUUUGAUUGUUUAAAAGGCCAUUGCUACUACAGCUAG